AUGGCGAUAUGGCCCUUUGGCCGCAAGAACAAGCGGCAUACCAUCCAAGUAGAUGGUGCCGAAGCCGCAGACCUCCAGGCGACGUUUGCUGAAGAACCGACAUUAGGCCGCAAACCUUCUCGUCAUGCCAAACGCCCGAGCAACCGCACACCCGCGGGUGAUGCCGCAGACAGCCGACGCAGCUCUGCGCUCGUGCAGGCGAACCGACCUAUCUCAUCCCUGGACCGCCCUGCCUCCCUCGCCGAUCACACGACCACGUCGCGCGAACGUCCACCCUCACGAUCCGCCUCCUUACUCAAGCGCAAACCGAGUCAAAAUGGCCCGAAUAAACUGCGCCGCAGGCUGAGCAAGCGCAAGGCCCAGGAAAUCAUGCGGGAACGGGAGAUUCGCAUGAUGUCGUCUAUCCCGAUCGAUAUCCCCCACCAUUCCGCCGACUAUGGGCUGGAACAUCGCCGGCAAAAGGCAAACGGAAGGCGUGCCGACCGGUUCAUGUCUGACAUCAGCCUCUCCAUCCGAGAUUCCGCGACCUCGUCCACGUCUGACAUGUCCGACCCUUACACGUACAAGGUCAAUGCCUUUGCCGCUCUGACGCCUCGCCCCGUUGUUCGCUAUGUGGAAGCACCGCGUCUGCAGACCGCUCGAAGUAGUAACCCGCCGGCCUCCCGUCGACAGGAUAGCGAGCGUCUGAAAGCGAUGACGAUGUCGGAGGAGGAUCUAUACUACUCGAAACGACGCGUCAACGAACUCGCGGAUUCUUUAGAUGCCGGUGCUCUCCGCGAAUUACUGGAUCGAGACCGCCGUCGCCGGGAGAAAAAGCAGCUGGACGACCAGGAGAAGCUGAGGCGGAAGCUGCAGGAGAGAGCCGAUGCGCAACAAGCAGCUGACGAACAGAAAGCCUCGGAGCCGGAAACGCAACCCGAGACAUCACAACCGGAGCCUGAACUCACCCAGCCAUCUGCCGUCGAAUCCCAGCCGACCCACGAGGUGAUUCCGGAAGAAAUGCAGGAGGAUAUCCGCGAGGACCCAUCAGUCGAACCGCCUGUGGCAGAGACCGGGUCCUGGUUACGGGGAGCUUCCAGAGCCAGCAUACGCACUGGACGCGACUCGCUGGACUCGCGAAUUAUCGGCACCAUCGAUGAUAGUUCCGUGCGGGAACAUAGGCUGGUUCAGCGCCCCAGCUUUGCCCCGUCGCACGACAUUACCAUGUCCCGCACUACUCUUUCGCCUUCUCACUCCUCUCUCCGCCAAGGGCUCAGCAGCCCAAGCCACUCACAAACCUUUGGAGCCGGCUCUACAUCGGAUAUCUCCAAGGGGGUCGACUCAGAACGCCGGCUCUCUGACACGAGCGGUCGCCGGGGGAAUACCAUCACCUCCCUAUUCCGACGGGGUUCUUCCCGUAUCAAACGACGAUACAAAGAACGCUUCCACGACACAUCCCCAGAAGUAUCCAACGCUUCUCAUGAAUCCUUCUACAAAAUUCAGACACAAUCAUCACCCCCUCCGCCCUCGAUCAUUCCCCCGAGGCUACUCGUUCCUACCAACCCUAUCAAGCGUUCUCAAUCCAAGUUCACCGAACACUUUGGGGACGAGCCCCUGUCACCACCCGACUCACGUCUCCAGUCACCAGACAUUCCCGAAGUGUCGGAGUCUAUCGAAAAUGAGGAGACGGUGUUACGAGGUCCUGCGCCUAGCGCCGCCGUGGACAUUCAAAACCCAAAGCGACGCCACCACCGGUCAUGGACUGCGGAAAGCUUUGAUGCCGAGUCCGACAAUGUGCCUCUUUCACAGUCUCUCGCCUCUAUUGAUUCCGAGGGAUCUUGGAUGUCAGGUCAAUUCUUCAAACGGAUGUCCCAGAAACCCAGCAGUCCUGUCCGGACCAACUUGAACUCCUUUGGGCCCACGGAGGAGGAUGACCCGGAGGAUGACCUCGAUUCCAUUGACGAAUCUCGCCGUCCCAGCAGCAAUGUCCUGGGUGACACAGAGUAUCCGAACGAGGCAACACCCGAGGCCAGCAAUCUUGCUGAGACUUGGCAUAACGAAGUUGGCCGUCGCCCCGUUCUUGUGAAUCCUGUUAUCCGGCCCAAGUCUACGCAGGGAAUGCUCCGAGGCAUACCUUGUCCUUCUCCCAUCUCGACGGAACAAGAUUAUACCAUGGAAGAGGCACCUCCUACCAAUCUGCAAAGAAUCCCCAGUGCCAAAGCUGAGAUUGGAUAUGCAGAGUAG
This is a messenger RNA of Penicillium nucicola, 2223 nucleotides long. RefSeq lists its product as uncharacterized. The record is from RefSeq and is a predicted model, not a curated record. The transcript has a single exon. NCBI's taxonomy places the organism in Eukaryota, Fungi, Ascomycota, Eurotiomycetes, Eurotiales, Aspergillaceae. Bases 1 to 2223 code for a protein of 740 amino acids.